Messenger RNA from Dipodomys spectabilis (banner-tailed kangaroo rat), 2873 nucleotides. RefSeq names its product endoglin (gene Eng). NCBI's taxonomy places the organism in Eukaryota, Metazoa, Chordata, Mammalia, Rodentia, Heteromyidae. Gene Ontology annotation, biological process: vasculogenesis. The transcript is spliced from 16 exons. The coding region runs from base 184 to 2208 and encodes 674 amino acids. The record is from RefSeq and is a predicted model, not a curated record.
CCUGUGCCCACUUCUCCUGACCCCUCGGCCACCACCCCAGAAGGCUGGAGCAGGGACGCCGUCACUCCGGCCGCCUGCUCCCCUUGGGUCCCCGUGCGAGCCCACGCCGGCCCCGGCGCCCACCCGCGGCCCUGCCUCUGGACACUGGAUAAGGCCCAGCGCACAGUCUCCGGGGUGGACAGCAUGCACCGCAGCGCGCUCUCGCUGGCUGUUGUCCUGCUACUGGCCAUCUGCGACCUCGGCCGGACAAGUCUUGCAGAAAAAGUCCAUUGUGAUCUACAGCCUGUGGACCCCAAAAGGGGUGAGGUGACAUAUGCCACCAGCCAUGUCCCAAAGGGCUGCGUGGCUCAGGUUCCCAAUGCUGUCCUUGAAGUCCAUAUCCUCUUCCUGGAAUUCUCAAACGAGGUGGCACAGCUCGAGCUAACUCUCCAGGCAUCCAAGCGCAAUGGCAGCCAGCAUCGAGAGGUGUUUCUGGUUCUCGUCGUGAACAAGAGUACCUUACUACAGCUCCAGGCACCAGGAAUCCCACUGCACUUGGCCUACAAUCCCAGCCUGGUCAUCUUCAAAGAGCCUUCAGGAGUCAACUUCACACAACUGCCGCCCUUCUCUGUCAACAACCAGAUCCUUGAAUGGGCAGCUGCAAAGGGUCCCAUCUCCUCUAUCGCAACACUAGAGGACCCCAGCCACAUCCUCCUCCGGCUGGGCCAAGAUGAAGAAACAGAGCUUCCAGACCUUUCACAAGGGCAGCCAGCAGCCCAGAAGCUACCACACUUCUGUCUGCCUGAAGACCAUCAGGACAUGGGCCGCACACUCGAAUGGCAGCCACGGGUCCCUGUUUCCAUCCUGGGCUGCCGCCUGGAUGGUGUGACUGGCCACAAAGAGGCACAUAUCCUAAGGAUCCUGCCUGGUCCCAAGGCCGAGCCUCGGACAGUGACGGUAAAGGUGGACCUCAACUGCACAUCUAGAGACCCUGAUGCCAUCCUCAUCCUGCAGGGUCCCCCCUACGUGUCCUGGCUUAUCGAUGCCAACCACAACAUGCAGAUCUUGACCACUGGUGAAUACUCCUUCAAGAUCUUCUCGAAGAAGAACAUCCAUGGCUUUGAGCUCCCAGACACACCCCAAGGCCUGGUGGGACAGGCCCGGAAACUCAAUGCCAGCCUUGUGGCCUCCUUUGUGGAGCUCCCGCUGGCCAGUGCUGUCUCUCUGCGGGCUCCCAGCUGUAGUGGUGAACCACAGACCUCCCCUGCACCGGUCCUGACCACCCCGCCAAACAGAUGUGACCCUGACCUGCUUCUGUCCCUGAUUCGGCCAAAAUGUACCAGUGGUGUCAUGACUCUGGCACUUAGGAAAGACCACCUGCAGACCAUGCAGUGCACCAUCAUGAGCUUGACCUUCUGGGACCCUCGCUGCCAGGCUGAGGACAGCAGUGAUCACUUUGUCUUGAGCAGCACCUACUCCCUCUGUGGCAUGAAGGUGACAGAACAUAUGGUCAGCAAUGAGGUGUUCCUCAAUUUCCUGUCGGUCACAGGCUCAUCAUCACUGCAGAAAAAAGUGUACUGCCUUGACGUGGACAGCCUCUCCUUUCAGAUGGACCUCUACCUCAGCCCCAAAUUUCACCAGACCUCCAGCACCAUUGAACUGGGCCAGCAGGGUUUUGUGCAGGUGAGCAUGCUUCCAGUGGUCCCUGAGACUGUGCUCCAGCUACUCAGCUGCUAUCUGGAUUUGGGAUCAGAGGCGGACAAAGUGGAACUCAUCCAGGACCAGGCCGCCAAAGGCAGCUGUGUGAACCUGCUGUCCCCAAGCCCCAGUGGUCACCCACGCUUCAGCUUCCUCCUCCGUGUCUACAUGGUGCCCACUCCCAUGGCUGCCACCCUCACUUGCAACAUAGCCAUACAUCCUGGGGCCAUGUUGAAGGAUGCCUACGAGCCCGUCUUCAAGCUUGUCUCCAGGCGCCUGAACGUCGUCAGCCCUGACUCGUCUGGUAACCACCUGGUCCUGUCCACUGUGCUGGGCAUCACCUUUGGCGCCUUCCUCAUUGGGGCUCUGCUCACUGCGGCCCUCUGGUACAUCUACUCGCACACACGUUCCCCCAGCAAGCGGGAGCCCGUGGUGGCGGUGGCUGCCCCGGCCUCCUCUGAGAGCAGCAGCACCAACCACAGCAUUGGGAGCACCCAGAGCACCCCCUGCUCCACCAGCAGCAUGGCGUAGCACCCGCCCUGGAGCCCCGGGGGCCUCCCAGCCAGCCCUGGCCUUGGCGGAGAGCCCGAGCAGCCACCAGCUGGGAACCACUGGCCAUGAACUCGCCCCAGGACCCCAGUGCCUCCACUCACCCGACCAUGGAGAGUGCCCUCUGCAUCUGCCCCUCCCACCCGCCUCUCAGAGGCCUGCUACCAGCGGGGACAUCAGCCUGGAACAUCAUGGGGUCCCCCCACCCUGUUCUACAGAGCCUUCCGCUCCAGGGUCUCUGGGAUGUGACUGCCCGGGCAUACAGCCAGAAAGGCCGCUGCCCUGAAGUCCCUGCAUUUUAACCUGGAUUCUGCACCAGUGAACAGCACGGGCCAAGCAGAGCCAGCCCAGCUCCAGGCUGGCUGAGAGUCCUCCUCCGCGGGAACAGAAGAGGGUCUGCAAAGCCACCUGUAUCUGGUCCCUGUGACCCCCACUCUUGGACUAACACAACUUUGGUGGGGGAAACAGAAGCUGAGGGCUACUCUGCUCUGGAGCCCAGAGGCUGGCCACAACAGUGGAGCAGGGAGAGCCCAACUCCUCCCAGAGCCCCUCCCAGCCCCAUGGGCAGCAGCAGGUGGCUGAUGGCCAGGUGCUGGUCUUGGGCCCACCCUUGUAUAUUCACCACCAAUAAAUCCGACAUAAAACCA